Messenger RNA from Prorocentrum cordatum, 1932 nucleotides. The record is from the annotation of a GenBank genome assembly. NCBI's taxonomy places the organism in Eukaryota, Dinophyceae, Prorocentrales, Prorocentraceae.
AUGCUUUCCGAGCUUACCCUUUUCGGGCGUGCCGCCUUCGGGACUACCGGAGGACUUCGGGCGUGCCGCCUUGGGGCUGUCGGGCAUCUUGCCCAUGAUUUCCGCUUUCCAUGGUUACCCAGACUUCCGUCCCUUUCGGGCUUUGCUUCGGGUGACCACGCCCACGUCGCUCACCCGCUCGCCCCCCCUGCGCCUCGCACCUACGCGCGCGCGAGGGCGAUCGUCAAGUCGAGGGCGGCGGAGCUCGAGCUGGGCCACAAGGAGUUCGCAGACGGUUCCAUCAUGGUCUACACGCCGCCGGAUGACUACCUGUUCGGGGCCGUGCCGUUCUCGUGGGAGGAGCUCGGGCUGCAGAGGGACAUCGUCGCGGCGUUGCUGAGCUGGUCGCCCGAGCCCCUGAAGAAUCCCACGCAUCCGCAGAGCUUCGCCAUUCCCAAGCUGUUGUCGGGCAACGACCUCGUGAUCCAAGGAGAGACCGGCUCGGGCAAGACCUUGGCGUACCUGCUGCCCGCGCUGCAGCGGGCUGUCCUCAGGGCCAACAACGUGCCGCCGGAGGCCUCGGAGCUGGGCCUCACCGCCCCGCCGCAGGGCGAGGACCCCGAGGAGGUCGCCAUGGUGUAUCGCGUGGAGCGCUACGCAGGCGUGCAGGGGAUCAGGACGCUGCAGCGCCCAGACGCGUUGUCGCCUUUCAAGGGGAAGAACGCGGUUACCAUCGGCGAGGAGUUUGUUGCUUCGUCCGUGGAGGAGGAGCUCGAUGACGACGGCAAGCCCACGGUCCAGUACAUCGAGAUGGCCGACGGCCGGGGAUGGGUUCCGUGGGACCUCGUAGACGUCAAGCGCAAGAUGGACCUGAGCAGGGCGACGUUUAAGAUGGGCCAGCGCGUAGAUGGAGAGGUGAGUACGGAGCAGCAGCAGCAGCAGAAGCAGCAGAAGCAGCUCCCAAGACUGAAGCUGGCGCUCUUUCUUCUUAUCCGGCGCUGUGCACCUGUUCGUAAGCCAGUGUUGCUGCCCGCCGAUGAGUUUGCCCACCAGAAUCUUAGCACGCAGUCGCUCAUGCUCAGGCAGGAGCUGGCGCCGCUGCUCGAUGAGACGCGGCACCGAGGGCGAAUCCCCGAUGGCCUUGAGCGUCGCUGUGGUCUGCUCAAGGGCCACCUUGUGCUUACAAUCUGGAGUAUCAACCUCCAUGCACUCCAGGCACUGGCCGGGGACACAGGACACCCCUCGCCACCAGGUGGCGGCGGGGGCGAAUUCGCCCGGGAGCAUCCAUCGGCCAAGGCCCUGGACGCCCCGCGGCAGAGCCUGAGGAACCCGCGCCGCGCCGAGCUGGAGGACGACUUUAACAGCAAGACCAACGUGAGGAGCUGGGCCAAGUACGCCCCAGACGUCGUGAUCCUCACGCCGAGCCGCGAGCUGUGCGAGCAGACCGCGGACGUCGCCCGCAUGCUCGGGAGCCUGCUGCCAGAGCGCAUCCAGAAGGAGUGGACCGUGGCCGUCGCGGUGGGGACGCCGCCCGGUGUCACCAGGCGCGGGAGCCGAGGCAGAAUGGAGUGGCCGUUCCCCGCUGGUGACGCGGCGCCGAAGGUCCUAGUCGCGACGCCGGACUUCAUGAGCUACUUCAUCCACAGGAAGCACGUGCCGUUGUGGGCGAACGUCAACUACAUCGUGUACGAUGAGGUGGAUUUUCUGCUGACCGAGCGCAUGAAGCUGAUCGAGCGCAUCAAGGUGAUGUUCAAGCGCGCGUCGCGGCAGUUCCAGCUGCCCCCGGUGCAGAGCGUCGCCGUCGUCUCCACUCUGAACAGCGCGUCAGCGAGGUCUCCGAGAAUGAUGCUGCGCUACUGGAUGACGGGCGCCUUGACAGCCUCUCAGAGGCCAGACAUGAUGCACCGGGCACCCCCGCUGGUCCAACAGAGCUGGAAGUUGGUGCCCGAGGAC